Molecule: messenger RNA, 3167 nt
Organism: Strongylocentrotus purpuratus (purple sea urchin)
Lineage: Eukaryota; Metazoa; Echinodermata; Echinoidea; Camarodonta; Strongylocentrotidae
Product: solute carrier family 52, riboflavin transporter, member 3-A
Exons: 3
Coding region: 496-1890 (464 amino acids)
Biological process (GO): riboflavin transport
Cellular component (GO): plasma membrane
Molecular function (GO): riboflavin transmembrane transporter activity
Source: RefSeq, a predicted model, not a curated record
GUCCAACAAAAUUACCACCGCGAUAUAGCAAAGGAAAAUACCGCGUACACAUGUGAUAAAGCAUGAUGAUGUAUGCCUAUGUACAAUAGAGUUAUAAAGGUGCGCUGAUGAACAUUGUAGGCCUAUAAAGACGGAGUGGAAUUAUAUCUUGAGAACACACUGCAACUGACAAAACAGUAAACCGGACGAACUAUAUAGAUCAAGGUCCGAAUUAUGUGUGUCGUUCUGUGUGGUCAUUUCUCGUGUACACGGCAAUAAUCAAGAGAUGCUUUACGUCUAAAACUACAUUGUUUUUUUGUGACUCUAACAUAUUGCAACCCGCGAUUAAUGAUAAUUGACGGCGAUAAAGAUUACGUGGGAUUGGAGUCUGCAUACCUUAUCAAAAAUCACAGAUGAACGUUUCGCAACGCCACAAGUUAUAUCAUUUCCUGAUAACAACGACAGGACGAUACUAGUAUUAUUUGGCUGGAUCAGCUACAGUGACUCUACACAGCUAUGGAGGGCAGUUUAGGAGAUCAGAUUCGCCAAAUCUGCGUGAUUAUCCUCGUGGUGCUCUUCGGAUCAGGAUCAUGGUUGGCCAUCAAUGGCCUUUGGGUAGAAAUGCCUGUCAUGGUAGCCCUUGGAAUCCCCGAGGGGUACAACCUUGCCUCCUAUCUGGUCAUCAUUAUUCAGUUAGCUAACAUCGGACCUCUCGCCUUCACGGCCAUCAGCUACUUCGUGAAGGGAAACAAGUUGGAAGUUCCUACAAUCUACCUGACCUUGUCCGCAGGAGUACUAGCGUGUCUGCUUCUUGUCUUCUUCUGGGAUGCGACGACUAUCUGGGGAGUGUUUGGAGAGCCUCGAAGUACUGCUCUGAUAUGCCUAUCUUUUAUCCUGGCUCUCGCCAACUGCACAUCCUCAGUGACCUUCAUUCCUUUCAUGGUCAAACUGAAGAGCUCGUACAUGACGUGGUUCUUCGUUGGUCAGGGAUUCAGUGCCUUGGCGCCGAGUUUGGUUGCCCUUGGUCAGGGCGUUGGUCAGCAGGUGUGCAUCGCUAAUUACACCUUCACUCAUCAGUCAACGGGGGAGAACUGCACAUCGUGGACAUCACAGACACAACCAGCUAAAUUCUCACCAGAGACCUUCUUUUCGUUCCUCUCUGCGUUUAUGUUCCUGUCCUUUACAGCGUUCCUGUUCCUGCACACUCUUCCGUCCUCCAAGAAGGAGUAUGCUCAGCAAGAUGUUGAAACAAAAUCAUCACCUGAAAAAUACACGGAAUCAAAAUACGGAGCGACUGAGAUCAACGAAGAGGAUAAACAGAAUAGUUCAGAGAAGAUUGAAGAAGAACCCUCUCCCCAAAGGCAAAGCCAUUCCAAGGGAGAAUACGCCAUUUUAUUUGUCAUCCUUGCCAUUGCCAAUGCGUUAAGCAACAGUGUCCUUCCGUCUAUCCAGAGCUUCUCCUGCGGUGCCUAUGGCUUCAACGCCUAUCUCCUGGCAGCCACACUGUGUCAGGUGGCCAAUCCUGUUGCCUGCUUCAUCGUCUUGUUCUUUCCUCACACGAGCCUGGUCUUGGUCGCAGGGACAUGUCUUCUAGGGUUGCUGACAGGAGGGUACUGCAUGGCCACAGCCUUACUCAGUCCCACCCCACCUCUGCAGGAGGAGGUAUCUGGAAUCGUUCUUGUGGUGAUAGCUUGGAUACUGGCAGGCGGUCUCUUCGCCCAUGUGAAGGCGACCAUCGGUUUGAUUCUCCGCAACGAGCCCGACAACCACCGGCUGCUGACAUGGUACGGCGUCGUCACACAGUUCGGAUCGAUGGCCGGCGCCCUCAUCAUCUUCCCCUUCGUGAACGUUCUCUCCGUGUUCGUGCCGUACUACAGCGACCCGUGCGAAGGGUAUCCUGUCUGCGAGUAGUCCAUUGGUCAACUUGAAGUUCGUCCCAGUUUGUUCUGACUUUAAGGAACAGCUAUUGUCAGCAAGGCCUUUUUGCAGAAGAGGCGUCAUUUUGCUGGCAGAGGACUACGUCGGCGACUGGCUCGAUCAUUAAGGACUUUUGGAUUUGCACGUUGACAUAGUGAACUGCUACGUGAGACAUCUUUUAAGGCAAUGUGACGCCCUUUCAAGGCACCGGCAGUGCCUUAAAAGGAUGUCACACGUGGCAGUCCACUAUGUCGGCGCGCAAAUCUAAAGGUCCCCAAUGACGUGCCAUGUGAGAGCGUCAUCAUAACCAAAGAGAAUGCAAGAUGAACAGUUCAAAAAUUGUGCUGGAAUACUGGAUAUGGCCCUUUUGUCUUCAUGGGCUCGAUCAGCGCAGAUAAUACACAUUCGAAAUAAGGAUAAAGCAUCAAUUUUAAAACUAAAUAGAUAUGCUAGACUUUCUAUUUUUGUGAGAUGUUGUGAAUCAUGGCGAUUAACCACUUAACUCUCUCUGGCUGCGUUAUUUGCUUUAUUUGUAUGAGUAUCUUUACCAAACAUGAUAAAGUCAGGUGUACAGUGAAGUAUGAUAGGAUGAUAAAAGAUGUGACUUUAAUCUAAUCUCAAAUAGACGGGACAUCACGAACAUCGGUAAAGGGAUUAUUCCAGAGUUUUGGGUGAGAUUGAAAAGAAGGCGGGAUCACCAUGUCGAGUGCAGGUGUGGGUUCCUGGUGCUAGGUCAAGGUGUGCGUGAGAUGUGGAUCCUGUAAAUUCUUGACUUUUGUGCGCAUUUGCUGUCAUUAUAGGCAGAUUAUGUGUGAUAUACAAAUCUUAAGUCUACAAUUGGUGUAAACAGCCAUUAAACUGUAAAAGGGGCAGGUUGCACUUUUGUGCGUUUUCUUAAUUUGAGCACGGUUCGGUGUCUUACUUCUAACGAAUUGAUUCGAUAGCCUAAAACAGCCAUGCAUACUUUUUACCAUUUACAAAUUAGACUAAUUUCUUUGGCUGAACAAAUUUGUUGUCCUUGUAUGUAUAUAGAUCUACAGUCGUAAAGACCUAAGAUAGCGAAAGAUUUUUACCAAAGUUCGACUGUUUAUAUGACUGUGUACAUGUAAACAUUUAUCGAUAGCUAAAUAAUAUAAGUACACUUUUGUGUGAACGUCAAUAGAGACAUACAUGGGCAUUAUUGCAUUAUCAUGAGCAUUAUUAAGGCUGGUCAACGUAAACGAAGUUGAUGUAUGAAUUAUUGUUCAUUAAAAUAACAUAUGAUUUCCAAA